AUGGAACAAGUGCUACAACUCGACGGCACUUGUCUUGGCCUGGACAGUUCCACCUCUAACCAACUUAUAUCAUUACUUAAAAAACUGGCCCUAGAAGGACGCACUGUCAUCUGCACCAUCCAUCAGCCAAGUGCUUUAACAUUUGAAAUGUUUGAUCAUUUAUAUGCUAUAGCUGAUGGCUGCUGUAUAUAUUCGGGAGGGACACAAAAUCUGGUGCCGUUUUUGGCAGACGUAGGACUGCCAUGUCCGGAGUCAUAUAAUCCAGCUGAUUAUUUAAUGGAAAUCGCCACCGAUGACUACGGACAGCAAAAUGAGAAGUUAAUAGCAAAAAUAGAAAAUGGACGUAACAACAAUUAUAGACAAACCAAAGCGGCCAGAAAGAAACAAUUAGAAGCCAUGCAAAAAGUUGAUAAAAUGAUGGCAUCUGGUUUGAUGACACCUGUCAUGGCUCCCAUCUUUACACCUGCCUGCAAUAGUAACAAUUCUAGCCCGGUGCCAAAUGGACAUUACCCCACCGCCACCUAUCCAAAUCACUCUAAUCAUUAUACAAAACCCCUAACACCCAUCAAAGAAAUGUCCUCACGUAUCGGUAAUAGUAAAGGGAUUUUAAAUGAAUCCAACGAUAACAGUACUACCGAAGAGACUGGCUGCUGUAAACAGUUGGAAUCACCUAAAUUAUGUAAAAGUGAAAAUAUCUACGCCACACCAUUCUAUCGUCAAUUAGGUAUUUUGCUGCUGAGAACAUUUUUAAUAUUGUGGCGCGAUAAAUCGCUAACUACGAUACGUUUUAUAAUACAUUUAAUAACGGCUCUAUUGAUCGGCUGCCUGUACUAUGGCAUUGGCAAUCAGGCGGAGAAUGCAUUAAACAAUUUUCGUUAUUGUUUCUAUUCGAUAAUGUUUAUAAUGUACUCGGCAUUUUCAUCGAUUUUAGUAAAAUGUAAGUAGUUUUUA
This is a messenger RNA of Lucilia cuprina (Australian sheep blowfly), 951 nucleotides long. Its product is annotated as ATP-binding cassette sub-family G member 1. Gene Ontology annotation, molecular function: ABC-type transporter activity. The transcript is spliced from 4 exons. The record is from RefSeq and is a predicted model, not a curated record. Gene Ontology annotation, cellular component: plasma membrane. The coding region runs from base 1 to 945 and encodes 314 amino acids. NCBI's taxonomy places the organism in Eukaryota, Metazoa, Arthropoda, Insecta, Diptera, Calliphoridae.